This is a messenger RNA of Rhododendron vialii, 1179 nucleotides long. Its product is annotated as polygalacturonase-like. The transcript is spliced from 4 exons. The record is from RefSeq and is a predicted model, not a curated record. The coding region runs from base 1 to 1179 and encodes 392 amino acids. NCBI's taxonomy places the organism in Eukaryota, Viridiplantae, Streptophyta, Magnoliopsida, Ericales, Ericaceae. Gene Ontology annotation, biological process: carbohydrate metabolic process. Gene Ontology annotation, molecular function: polygalacturonase activity.
AUGGUACAAUCCAUGGCUUCUCUUAUCCUCGCACCCCUAGUCGUAUUCUUAUACCUAUCACUAGCAACAGCAAAACACUGGGACGUCGUAAGUUUAGGAGCCAAAGGAGAUGGACGGACAGACUCAACCAAUCCCUUCCUUAAAGCGUGGGCCGCGGCUUGUGGCUCGGCGCAGCCAGCCACAAUCUACGUUCCUCCGGGAAGGUACUUGCUCGGCCAGGCAAAAUUUUACGGCAGCCAAUGCAAAAACAGCCACAUCACCAUUCGUAUCGACGGGACACUCGUGGCUCCCUCAGACUACCGCGUUCUAGGAAACGCCGAUAACUGGCUCCUGUUUGAACAGGUGAGCGGGGUUUCGAUCUACGGUGGAACCCUGGACGGCCAAGGGUCCGGUUUGUGGGCUUGCAAGGCCUCCGGCUAUGGUUGUCCCCAAGGAGCUACGACACUAGAAUUCAGCAAAUCGAACAACAUCUUGAUCAGCGGACUAACAUCGGUGAACAGUCAAAUGUUCCACACGGUUAUCUAUAGCUGCACUAAUGUUAAGGUACAGGCAAUGAAGAUAUCAGCAUCAGCGAAUAGCCCAAACACGGACGGAAUUCACGUUGAGUCCUCAUCGACCGUCUCGAUUUACAAUUCUAUGAUUGCUACCGGGGAUGACUGCAUCUCGAUCGGUCCAGGCACUACCAAUUUGUGGAUUGAGAACAUUGCCUGCGGCCCUGGCCACGGUAUUAGCAUUGGAAGUUUGGGAAAGGAGUUCCAGGAAGCUGGAGUGCGAAACGUGACUGUUUCCAGAGUUACGUUUACGGGCACGCAAAAUGGAGUGAGGAUAAAGACUUGGGCGAAGCCGAGCACGGGCUUCGUUACCGGUGUCGUCUUCCAGCAUGCUACUAUGGUCAAUGUCCAGAAUCCCGUAAUCAUCGACCAAAAUUAUUGCCCGAAUAACGAAGGUUGCCCCAAUCAAGCUUCGGGCGUAAGAAUUAGCGACGUGACGUACCAGGACAUACACGGGACAUCAGCGACAACAGUGGCUGUGAAUUUCGAUUGCAGUAAAGAAUACCCAUGCAACAGGAUAACACUGGAAGACGUGAACCUCAGCUACGGGAAUAAACAAUCCCAAGCUUCUUGUGCCAACGUUGAAGGAAGUGCUUCUGGCUUGGUUACACCCUCAAGCUGCUUGUAG